Molecule: messenger RNA, 1092 nt
Organism: Plasmodium fragile
Lineage: Eukaryota; Apicomplexa; Aconoidasida; Haemosporida; Plasmodiidae
Exons: 13
Coding region: 1-1092 (363 amino acids)
Biological process (GO): cytoplasmic translation
Cellular component (GO): cytoplasm
Molecular function (GO): GTP binding; GTPase activity
Source: RefSeq, a predicted model, not a curated record
AUGAAAGAGAUAGAGGCCGAGAUGGCCAGGACCCAGAAGAACAAGGCGACCGAAUACCACUUGGGACAACUGAAAGCUAAACUAGCCAAAUAUCGGUCACAGCUGUUGGAAGCCCCCAAAGGAGGGAAGAAAGGGGAAGGCUUCGACGUGCAACGACAAGGCGAUGCGCGAAUAUGCCUAAUCGGAUUUCCCUCAGUUGGAAAAUCAACGCUAUUAUCAAAAAUAACCAGCACAACGUCGGAGAUAGCUGAUUAUGAGUUUACCACCUUGACCUGCAAGCCAGGAAUAAUAAGUUACAAGGAUGCAAAAAUUCAGCUGCUGGAUCUUCCUGGGAUAAUUCAAGGGGCUUCAGAAGGCCGUGGACGAGGGAGACAAGUUAUAGCUGUUGCCAAGUCGUGCGACAUGAUUAUGAUGAUACUAGACGCAACGAGGGAUAAUAGUCAAAAAAUAAAAUUAGAAAACGAACUUAAAGCUGUGGGCAUACGAAUAAACCAAGAUCCGCAAAGGAUCACAUUGACAAGGAAGAAGACCGGCGGUGUUGUUAUAAAUAGCACUGUCCCCUUAACAAAGCUGGACAACAAGCUUAUAAUGAGCAUCCUUCACCAGUACAAAAUACACAACUGCAAUUUGCUCUUCAAUGAAGAUGCAACGGUUGACGAUCUCAUUGAUAUUAUUGAGGGCAACCGAAAGUACAUUAAGUGCAUUUAUGUGUACAACAAAAUUGAUAUGCUGCCCUUGGACGAAAUUAACACCAUCGCCUCCGGCGAAAACACGGUGGUGAUAAGUAGCAGCAAGUCGUGGAAUUUGGACGUGCUAAAGGAGUACAUUUUUCAGAAAUUGGAAAUUAUUCGCGUGUAUACCAAAGUGCGCAAGGAAAAACCUGACUUUACGAAUCCGAUUACGUUAACUAGGCAACGGGGAAGCCAAACUGUGGAGGCCGUGCUUAACCAAAUUCAUAAAGACAUGAUUAAGGAUUUUAAAUUUGCACUCGUUUGGGGAAGAAGCACAAAGCACAAUCCGCAAAGAGUAGACUUACGUAUGUCAAUAAUUGAUUUGUACAUGCUUGUGCGAGCAGUUGCAUGUGUCCGGUAG